AACAUUCAGUUUGCUGUGUUUUGGUGUUACAUUUUUUUUUUCUUUCGACUACGCGUCAAUAUAUUUUUUGUCUUCUCACGUGAUAAUAUUUUACCAACAUCAGAAUGAAAAUUGUAUUAGGACUGGUGCUAUUAGCUACAGCUCUAGCAUAUCCUUUAGCGGAAAAUGACGAUAAGUUAUCAGCCCAACCCGUUAUCGCAGAAAAUUCAAAAUCUCUAGCGAAUAAUCCCGUAGAAACCCCCGAUCAAGCCCGUUUAUCAUCAGAACCACAACCACAAGAGUCUGCGUCGGUUCAAGAUUCCUCAGAAUCCGUAGAAUUGGCGGAAAGUGAAGAAUCUAUCGAAAAAAAAUCGGACGAAUCUAAAUCCGAAGAAAAAAGUGUAGAAGAACCAAUAGCAAAAUCAGUACCGAUCCAAGAACCGAUCUCGGAAGAUCCGAAGCCAAUAGAAGCAUUACCUUCGUUAAAAUCAGAACCUAUACCAGCCGUGGUACCAGAAGAAGUAAAACCAGUAGAUCCCGCAGUACCACAAAUAGCAGCAAAAGCUAUCCCAGUAGAACCCCAAGAAAAACCACUCGCUCUUCCUACACAAAUCGCCGAAGACGAUACCCCCAAAUCAACUGCGACCGAAAUAAAAGAAGAAAUCGCACUACCAAGCGAACAAAAAGUAGAAAUUAUCCCCGCCGCCGAAGAAAAAGUACCAGAAUUACAAAAAGCCGAAGAAAUCCAAGGUAAAUCGGUACCGGAAGAAGCCACCCCGAUCGAAGAUAAAGUAGUAGUAGUACCAGAAGAAUCAGUACCGAUACAAGGUAAAUCGGAAAACGCAGUCGUUCCGGAAGUACCAGUCGGAGUAGCACCGUCUGUAGUAGCGGAAAACGAAAAGAAAGGCAAAGCCGACGAAAUCAAAUCAGAAGAAGUUGAAGUAUCUAAAGCGACCGAAGCUAAAUCAUUAGAAGCGACCAAACUUCCGGAACCGGUACCGGAAACUGAAAAACAACCGAUCGAAGAACCGAAAAAACUGGAAAGUUUACCGGCGGAACCUCAGGAGGAACCCAAACCGACCGAAGCGGUUAAAAGCGAAGAGGAACCCAAACCGGUAGCCGAUGAAAAACUACCGGAACCCAGCGCAUCGAGUUCUUGAAUUUCAUUCCCGGAUUAACGGAAUUAUUUGCAAGAACGACUGAUGUGAGGUUCGCUGGCACUUUUGUUCUACAACACACUUAAUUAUUUUUCAUUUUUCAUUUUUGUUUUAUUUUUGUUUUUUUAAUAUUGAACAACUGAGUGAACCGAACCUCGAAAUAGUGGAUUUUUAUUUAUAUUAUAUAACAUUAUGCUCAAAUAAAUAAACAGAUAAAUAAUAACGAUCGAGUUUUGUUAUAGAAACCGCGUUUGUUUUUAUUUUAUAUUAUUUUGUUUUACCUUUCAUCCGAGGGCAUAUUUUCAAAAAUCAAUUUCCAGUUUUAUUGUAAAUCUCGACGUUUUUAAUCGACUUUUAGAUAUUUAGGUUAUGUAGGUAUUGAAAAUCUUUUAAUAAAGUUUUAUACAUAGAAAA
Diorhabda sublineata is the source of this 1550-nucleotide messenger RNA. RefSeq names its product fibrous sheath CABYR-binding protein-like. Bases 105 to 1139 code for a protein of 344 amino acids. NCBI's taxonomy places the organism in Eukaryota, Metazoa, Arthropoda, Insecta, Coleoptera, Chrysomelidae. The transcript is spliced from 2 exons. The record is from RefSeq and is a predicted model, not a curated record.